CCAAGCGUGGUUCUCAAGAGAGAGAGGGGGGAGGCUGGCCUCGUGGGAGAGGCGUGGAAGGGGCCGCUGCGCGGAAGCAACAUGGCAGCGGCGCCGGUGAUCUCCUCGGCGGGAGCCCAGCAGGAGCCGCCUGCGUCCAAGAAGAUCGUGGCUCCCACCGUGUCGCAGAUCAACGCCGAGUUCGUGACGCAGUUGGCAAACAAGUACUGGGCACCACAUGUCAAGAAAAGGCUACCUUUUGAGUCGAAGGUUAUUGAAGAUGUGUAUGGAAAAGAAAUUGUUAGGUCCAAAUUUGCGAUUAGAAAAAUCAUGCUUCUGGAAUUUAGCCAGUACCUUGAAAAUUACUUGUGGAUGAAUUAUUCUCCCGAGGUGUCCAGCAAGGCUUAUUUGAUGUCAAUCUGUUGUAUGGUGAAUGAAAAGUUCAGGGAGAACGUUCCCGCAUGGGAGACAUUCAAAAAGAAGCCAGAGCACUUUCCAUUCUUUUUCAAACGUGUGCUGGAUGCUUCCUUGGCUGAGAGUGACAGCGAGUUCUCUCUGCAGGAGCAGACCAUACUCCUGCUCUUCCUUGACCACUGCUUCAACAGUCUGGAAGUAGAUUUGAUCAGAGGGCAAGUCCAGCAGCUUAUCUCCCUGCCCAUGUGGAUGGGCCUGCAGCCUGCUCGUCUGGCACUCGAAUUGAAAAAGACAUCAAAGCUUAGAAAAUUUUGGCAUUUGAUCAAGAAGAAUGAUGAGAAAAUGGAUGAAAAUACUCGGGCACAGGCAUUUCAAGAAAGAAGAUUCCUUUCGCAACUGAUCCAAAAAUUCAUCUCUGUAUUAAAAUCAAUACCCAUUUCAGGUCUUCUCUCUAUGGAUAAAGUGCAUUACUGUGAAAGAUUCAUUGAACUCAUGAUAGAUCUAGAGGCCCUACUUCCAACACGACGCUGGUUUAACACAAUACUUGAUGAUUCCCACCUCGUUGUGCAUUGUUACUUAUCCAGCCUAGCCAAAAGGGGCAAGGAGGGUCAUCUUUUCUGCCAGCUUCUAGACAUGCUCAAAUUCUACACUGGUUUUGAAAUUAAUGACCAGACUGGAAAUGCAUUGACAGAGAAUGAGAUGACUACUAUUCACUAUGACAGAAUUACUUCCCUCCAGAGAGCUGCUUUUGCACAUUUCCCAGAACUCUACAAUUUUGCCCUCUCAAAUGUAUCUGCUGUAGACACACGGGACUCCCUCAUAAAACUUUUUGGGCCUCUAAGUCCAGAAACACUCCACCAGGUGGCAUCCUAUCUCUGCUUAUUGCCAGCCCUACCUGAAGAGGAAAAUACAAGCUAUGACAAAGAGUUUCUGCUCGAGCUGCUGGUGUCCCGGCAUGAAUGUCGAAUUUCUCAAAUUCAACAGCUCAAUCAAAUGCCUCUGUAUCCCACUGAGAAGAUUAUUUGGGAUGAAAAUAUAGUUCCAACUGAGUACUAUUCUGGUGAAGGCUGCCUCGCCCUCCCAAAAUUGAAUCUACAGUUUCUUACUCUCCAUGACUACCUCCUGAGAAAUUUCAACCUCUUCCGCCUAGAGUCUACUUAUGAAAUCAGGCAGGACAUUGAGGAUAGUGUCAGUAGGAUGAAACCAUGGCAGUCUGAAUAUGGAGGCGUUGUCUUUGGUGGGUGGGCUCGAAUGGCACAGCCCAUUGUCUCUUUCACGGUCAUAGAGGUGGCAAAGCCCAACAUUGGAGAAAACUGGCCCAUGAGAGUCCGAGCGGAUGUCACAAUUAACUUGAAUGUUAGAGACAACAUCAAAGAUGAAUGGGAAGGUCUGCGCAAGCACGAUGUUUGCUUUUUAAUUACUGUCCGACCCACACAGCCUUAUGGUACGAAGUUUGACAGAAGGCAGCCAUUCGUUGAGCAGACAGGCCUGGUAUAUGUGAGAGGAUGCGAAAUCCAGGGAAUGCUGGAUGAUAAGGGGCGCGUCAUUGAAGAAGGACCAGAACCGAAACCAAGACUUAAAGGUGAUUCCAGAACGUUUAGGGUGUUCUUGGAUCCCAAUCAGUAUCAACAGGACAUGACCAGUACCAUCCAAAGUGGAAGAGAAGAUGUCUAUGAGACAUUUAACAUAAUUAUGAGGAGAAAGCCAAAAGAAAACAACUUUAAAGCUGUUCUGGAGACUAUAAGGAAUUUGAUGAACACCGACUGUGUGGUUCCUGAUUGGUUACAUGACAUUAUUCUCGGUUAUGGAGACCCAAGUAGUGCUCACUAUUCAAAAAUGCCAAAUCAGAUCGCCUCCCUGGAUUUUAAUGAUACUUUCCUCUCCAUUGAUCACUUAAGAGCCAGCUUUCCUGGAUACAGCAUUAAAGUUACAGUUGAAGACCCUGCAAUGCAGAUUCCUCCAUUCAGGAUAACAUUUCCAGUCAGAAGUGAAGCAGGAAAGAAACGGAAAGAGUGUGAUGAAGAAAAAGCUGAUGGCUCAAAAACAUUGAUUGUUGAGCCCCAUGUCAUCCCCAACAGAGGACCUUACCCAUAUAAUCAACCAAAACGCAAUACAAUUCAAUUUACCCAUACACAGAUUGAAGCUAUACGUGCAGGAAUGCAACCUGGAUUGACAAUGGUGGUGGGGCCUCCUGGCACAGGCAAAACUGACGUGGCAGUGCAGAUAAUCUCUAAUCUCUAUCACAACUUCCCUGAACAGAGGACCCUGAUCGUUACACAUUCCAAUCAGGCCUUGAAUCAGCUGUUUGAGAAAAUCAUGGCUCUCGACAUUGAUGAGCGCCACCUCCUGCGCCUUGGUCAUGGGGAGGAAGCGCUGGAGACAGAGAAAGAUUUCAGCAGGUAUGGAAGAGUAAACUAUGUUCUAGCACGGAGACUGGAGCUUCUACGGGAAGUUGGCCGAUUACAGGAGAGUUUGGGGGUCCCUGGUGAUGUUUCCUAUACUUGUGAAACAGCUGGCCACUUCUUCUUAUAUCAAGUAAUGUCUCGUUGGGAAGAGUAUAUGAGCAAAGUGAAAGUUAAAGGCAGCAAGCCUUCAGAUGUUGCUGAUAUCUGCAGCUUCUUUCCUUUCCAUCAGUAUUUUGCAAAUGCCCCUCAGCCAAUUUUUAAAGGCAGAUCUUACAAUGAAGAUAUGGAAAUCGCCGAAGGAUGUUUUAGACAUAUUAAAAAGAUAUUCACUCAGCUCGAGGAAUUCCGAGCAUUUGAACUGCUUCGCAGUGGACUGGACAGAUCCAAAUACCUGCUUGUGAAGGAAGCAAAGAUCAUUGCCAUGACCUGCACGCAUGCUGCUUUGAAACGCCAUGACUUGGUCGAGUUGGGUUUCAAGUAUGACAACAUCUUAAUGGAAGAGGCUGCUCAGAUACUGGAGAUUGAAACUUUUAUACCACUCCUCUUACAGAAUCCCCAGGAUGGAUUCAGUCGACUGAAGCGGUGGAUUAUGAUUGGGGACCAUCAUCAGUUGCCUCCAGUCAUUAAAAACAUGGCUUUUCAAAAAUAUUCGAACAUGGAGCAGUCUCUUUUUACGCGUUUUGUCCGUGUGGGAGUGCCAACUGUUGACUUGGACGCUCAAGGAAGAGCAAGAGCAAGCUUAUGCAAUCUCUACAACUGGCGUUACAAGAACCUGGGUAACUUGCCACAUGUGCAGCUCUUGCCAGAAUUCAGAACAGCAAAUGCUGGUUUCCUGUAUGACUUCCAGCUCAUAAAUGUAGAAGAUUUCCAUGGCGUAGGAGAAUCUGAACCCAAUCCUUACUUUUAUCAGAAUCUUGGUGAGGCAGAAUAUGUUGUUGCACUGUUCAUGUACAUGUGCCUGCUAGGAUACCCUGCAGAGAAGAUAAGUAUCUUGACAACCUAUAAUGGCCAGAAACACCUCAUUCGGGAUAUUAUUAAUCAGCGUUGUGGGAAUAACCCAAUGAUUGGAAGACCAAACAAGGUGACAACUGUGGACCGGUUUCAAGGUCAGCAAAAUGAUUAUAUCAUCCUUUCACUUGUGCGAACUAAAGCGGUUGGCCACUUGAGGGAUGUUCGGCGUUUGGUGGUUGCUAUGUCAAGAGCAAGACUUGGGCUUUAUAUUUUUGCCCGAGUAUCACUAUUCCAGAACUGUUUUGAGCUGACUCCAGCUUUCAGCCAGCUCACUGCUCGCCCUCUUCAACUGCAUAUAAUCCCUACGGAGUAUUUUCCAGCAGCCCGGCAGAAUGGAGAACACCCAUCUCACCAAGUCCAUGUUAUAAAGAAUAUGCCUCAGAUGGCCAACUUUGUGUACAACAUGUAUAUGCACAUGAUACAGAAUACACGCCAGCACAGACAGCAAAACUUGCUGCCUCCUCCAACACUUGUUGAAGAAAUCGAAACACUUCAGUCUCAGGAAAGUGAAGAAGUUCAGAGCAAAGAUCUUGAAAUGGAAACAGAAACUGAAGUCAAACCCACACCAAUGGAAACUGCAGAAGAGAAAGUUUUCAAUGAGAAACAAAAGGUAGCAGAGGAAAUUGAGGAGGAGCAUCGGAAAAUGCCUGAGCACCCUGGAAGAGACAGUGAUAGUGAAGACAGUGAAACUGAAGAUGGCACAGAGAAAUGAACUUUUCUUUUUCAAGCGGACACACAGAGAUGACCAAUCAUAUGUAUAUCCACGAAACGUGUUAGUCGGUGAAACAAGCAACUGUUAACCAAGAGUAAAUAUUAAUGAUACUUUUAAGUAUCAUUUAUGACUAACAAAUCGUUAGCAAAGGAGGUUUUUUUACUUGUAUUGUGUAUUUAGUAAAGUGGGUUUUUUUAUCAAUCCUUUGUGUAACUCCCCUUUUUUGAUACUAUAAAGUUCAAUUUGGAGA
Molecule: messenger RNA, 4771 nt
Organism: Podarcis raffonei (Aeolian wall lizard)
Lineage: Eukaryota; Metazoa; Chordata; Lepidosauria; Squamata; Lacertidae
Gene: AQR
Product: aquarius intron-binding spliceosomal factor
Exons: 35
Coding region: 82-4521 (1479 amino acids)
Biological process (GO): mRNA splicing, via spliceosome
Cellular component (GO): catalytic step 2 spliceosome
Molecular function (GO): mRNA binding; helicase activity
Source: RefSeq, a predicted model, not a curated record